UUUUUCCUUAAAAGUAAAAAAAUGACCAUGUAUUUUGAUUCUUCCUCUGUACUCUUCAAGAAACGAUCUUUUAUAACAACUUCUCAUAUGCCUGAGGAAAGAAACCCAACACACAGGUAAAGAAAAGAAACUGUACCCAAAGCAAAAAAAAAAUGAGACAUCUCCUUUACAUUUUCUUCUUCAUUCCCAUUCUUGGUUUUGCAGGAGCUGGUCAAGAAUCAACACCCAUUGAAGCUCUGAAUCUCCUCCAACUUCUUCCUCAAACCACUGAUCUUGAGCUAGCCGUUUCCGUGAGAGACAACAAAACCAUUACCGAGAUUUCAUCAAGCAUCAUAAAGGCUGAAACUUGGCUUAAAACCCAUGUCCUCUCUCGUUACCCUUCCACCAAAAUCACCACCAUUGUUAUCUUUUCCCCUGACUCUUGCCAAACCACACAACGCAAACCCACCUUUGACCUGGUCCUCUCAUCUUUGAAGAACCUACACCAUUCUCUCACAAGAUGGGGUCUUGAGAAGAACAUCAAAGUCUCCUCUGGCUUCUCUUACCAGUGCUUAAACAACCUAGAAGCCUUUAAACCUACUCUCGCCUUCCUCAGAUCCAUAAACUCCACUUUCACCAUAAACCCACCUCCAAACUUCCUCUACUCUCCUGAUAACCAUCUUGAUAUGCUUCGUUCCGUGGAGAAGUUCGGAUCUUUGAGCUUCAACAGAGUGAACUUCUUAAACCCUGACCAAGAAGAAGCUGCGGUGGCGGCGAUGGCAACAAGAAGAAAUCUCAGAUCUUUAAUCAAUUUUAGCAGAAAAUUCACAUUAAACUUCCCGACACUACCCUCUCCGUCGCCGGAAAACUCACCAAUUCACUCCUCCAUCGGAUAUCCAUCUCCACAGCCUUCGCCGGAGCAAUCUCCGCCGGAGCUCUCACCGCCGGAGAAAUCUCCGAUCUCAUCUCCGCCGGAGAAAUCUCCGAUCUCAUCUCCGCCGGAGAAAUCUCCGAUCUCAUCUCCGCCGGAGAAAUCUCCGAUCGCAUCUCCAGGACUCUCGCUUUCGCCGUGCAUUCCUCAUCCGACUCCUUCGCCGCCGCCGUCGCCGCCGGCGAAAGAGAAGGGAGUGGAAGGGCUGUGGUGCGUGGCGAAACCGAGCGUGGCGGCGGAGACGUUGCAGCAGUCUUUGGACUUUGCGUGCGGACAAGGAGGAGCCAACUGCGACGAGAUUAAGCCUCGAGGGAUAUGUUUCUAUCCGGACACGACAGUGGCUCACGCGUCUUAUGCUUUCAACAGUUACUGGCAAAAGACGAAACGUAACGGAGGAAGUUGCUCUUUCGGUGGCACCGCCAUGCUUAUCACUACUGAUCCAAGUUAUCAGCAUUGCAGGUUUGUUCUGAGUUGAGAUUUGUCGGAAGUGGAAGACCGGUAAUGAUAUCAUGGAAACAGAGCUAGAAGAUGGAAGAUUUUCUCAAUAAUUGUUAUUAGUUAAGAGUUAAUUUCUCUUUAGUUUGUAAAUUUGAAAAUGAUGGUUUUCGUGGACUAUUUUAUCAGUUUGGGUUAAAUAAAUGUUACGAUUAGACCCAAAA
Messenger RNA from Brassica napus (rape), 1569 nucleotides. RefSeq names its product glucan endo-1,3-beta-glucosidase 12-like. Bases 153 to 1385 code for a protein of 410 amino acids. NCBI's taxonomy places the organism in Eukaryota, Viridiplantae, Streptophyta, Magnoliopsida, Brassicales, Brassicaceae. The transcript has 3 exons. The record is from RefSeq and is a predicted model, not a curated record.